Messenger RNA from Syngnathoides biaculeatus (alligator pipefish), 2563 nucleotides. RefSeq names its product mesoderm induction early response 1b, transcriptional regulator (gene mier1b). The coding region runs from base 172 to 1878 and encodes 568 amino acids. Gene Ontology annotation, cellular component: nucleoplasm. Gene Ontology annotation, biological process: negative regulation of transcription by RNA polymerase II. Gene Ontology annotation, molecular function: histone deacetylase binding; transcription corepressor activity. The record is from RefSeq and is a predicted model, not a curated record. Lineage: Eukaryota; Metazoa; Chordata; Actinopteri; Syngnathiformes; Syngnathidae. The transcript has 15 exons.
CUCUCUGAGCAACGUGUCGUGCAUCGAUGAACAUCACGACGAGCGGAUGGUUGUGACGCUCGAGAACACCUACCAGCUAGGACCUCACAAACGCUUCGCUUCCCCCGCCAUUUUGGAAAUCCUCAAGGACGUGCUCACGAGCUACCUGGAAGAGGAGAAGUACGAAGUGGAAUGGGCACGGCAAAUGGCAAAAACCUUGUGCGAGGUGAUUCGAGCCCGCGUCAAGGAGCUCAUGAUCCGCAGGUACAAGGUGGUGGUCUUGGUUCACGUGGGCCAGCUGGCCGGGCAGAGCAUGCAGAUCAGCAGCCGCUGUCUGUGGGACCCCACCAACGAUACCUUCGCGUCGUGGUCUUUGAAGAACACUUCCCUUCCUCCCUUGGGAAUUCGAGCCCAGGGGGCUCAGCGGGUUCUGUUGACCAUGACUUUGACCCAUCGGCGGACAUGCUUGUCCACGACUUUGAUGACGAACGCACAAUGGAGGAGGAGGAAAUGUUGGAGGCAGCUGAUGAGGCCAACGCCAAUGAGAUUGAAGAUCUCGCACGUGAAGGAGAAAUGCCGAUUCACGAGCUCCUGAAUCUGUACGGUUACGGAGGGGCUUCGCCGGCAGAUGAGGACGAAGAGGAGGAUGAAGAACAGGAAGAAGAGGACGAAGAAGAGGAUGAGGACGAUGAGCUGGACAAUGACGAAAGCAGCAGGGGCACUGGCGAGCUAAAAAGAAAUGAGCACGACGGCGUCAAAAACUCCACAACAGCGGAGGACGAGCCCCCGGUGACCUCGGAGGGGCGCACGCGUUCCGUCAGGGGCCUUGGCACAUCAGAACUUAUUCGUCCGCAGAAGCACAAGUACUUUGAAAGUAACAACGACGCAGAGGAGGAGUCGGAUGAAGACGAGGAUUAUAUUCCGUCUGAAGAUUGGAAAAAGGAGAUCAUGGUCGGCUCCAUGUACCAGGCAGAAACCCCCACUGGCUUGUGUAAAUAUAAAGAAAACGAAAAAGUUUACGAAAACGACGACCAACUGUUGUGGAACCCCGAGUGUCUGCCGGAAAACAAAGUGGUGGGCUUCUUGAUGGAGGCGUCGAGACGUACGGGAGAGGAGAAGGGCGUCGACGCCAUCCCGGAAGGAUCCCACAUCAAGGACAAUGAACAGGCAUUGUACGAACUUGUGAAAUGUGACUUUGACACAGAGGAAGCUUUGAGAAGACUUCGGUUUAAUGUAAAAGCGGCCAGAGAAGAACUUUCUGUCUGGACUGAAGAAGAAUGUAGACAUUUUGAACAAGGGCUAAAAUCCUACGGGAAAGACUUUCAUUUAAUACAGGCCAACAAGGUGAGAACUAGGUCUGUAGGAGAAUGUGUGGCCUUUUAUUACAUGUGGAAGAAGUCUGAGCGUUAUGAUUUCUUUGCACAGCAAACCAGACUCGGAAAAAGGAAAUACAACCUUCACCCCGGCGUCACGGACUACAUGGACAGGUUACUGGACGAGACGGAGAGCGUGGCCUCCAGCAGGGCGGCGUCGCCCCCGCCCACCACGUCCAGCAGCAGCGCCAGCCAGUCGGAGAGGGAAGACAGCAGCGGACACAACGGCGUCGCGGGCCACGGUUCCGGCCACCUCGGGGACGGCACGCACGUCGUCGUCCCGCUAAGCCAAGCGAAAGCCGAGCCCGUCCACUCCAACGGCCCGUCGGGCGACGGGCCCCUCCCCUCGUCGGACAUCAACCCCAACGGGCGCGGCCGCGAGCAAAACGGUUCUCCGGAACCUCCCGCAGACCAAAGAGACUCGGCGGCGGACAGGCCGGCCAAGAGGGUCAAAAUGGAGAUGGAGACGGAGACGGAGCCGUUAGCCCAGAACCAAGCGGAAGCUGCCGGAACCCAGCAGAACUGAAGAGUCUCGGUGGAAAACGGUCAGCGAGAAGUCCGUUGAGCAAAAAACAAAAAAAAAAAAACACCGCCGAUCCUCAAGCGGGGGAAGGAUCGCGACCCAGUCUUGUCUGGCGUCCGGAGCCAACCACGUAGCUCAGAACUUCUGUCGCGACUCGACGGACUCAAAGCAUUUUGCCAAGAAUUUCUCUUUUUUUCUAUUCGUACUCGUUACGAGACAAAAACGACUCCCGUGACUAUUUUUUUACACAAGAUAUUUAUAUUUUUUAACAGAAUCGUCUACGAUGUGGAUUUUGCUUUUCAAGCCAUUUGAACGUUCGCGAACGGCGUCGAGUUUUAAAGUCGUCAAGGGGCAAGCCGCCAACGCCGCCGGUGAUGUUUCGUUGCACUUUUCUUGUACAUUUUUCGGUGGUUGAGAAGCAGCAGGACCGCAUUGGAGAAAUGAACCGGCGCCGGUUUGUUUGUGUCCAGCCGCUGACAUCAGUGAUGUCCUUUAAACGCGUCGGAACCGCAGAUGGCUUCGUUUCGGGCUUCUUCGCUUGGCCCUUUUUCUUUUGACGCGUCGGAUUUCUACGCUUUGUAUCGAUUUCUUACAUGCGUUGGUACAUCUUCCUUUUCUUUUCUUUUCUUUCUUUAGGAGCCCAUUUUCCCCAUGAUAAUCUGAAAUACACGUCAUUUAAAAAAGGUUC